Molecule: messenger RNA, 573 nt
Organism: Pieris brassicae (large cabbage white)
Lineage: Eukaryota; Metazoa; Arthropoda; Insecta; Lepidoptera; Pieridae
Exons: 6
Coding region: 1-573 (190 amino acids)
Source: RefSeq, a predicted model, not a curated record
AUGACAAUUUUACGAAUUGUUGAAGAUUGCAAUUUUCUGGACAGAACCUGGAAGACAUUUUGGAAUGACUCCAAAUCGGUUAAGGGGGCCACAUUCACCCAAGCCCAAACAAAAGAAAAUAAGAUCCAUGGCUUGGAUCUACUUCGUCUACUAUCGGAGAAGCCGUGGCUACUCCACAAUCGAUGGGUGCCUCGUGACCAAGAUGUUGGGUACAGGAAUCAAGAUUUCAAUGACGACAGCUUUGAAGAUGAGUUAAGGUCCACCUCGGAGAAGCGGUCUGCGGUGGCCACGGCGCUGAACGGGCGCAGACGCCGGCAGCCCACGCCUUCGCUCGGUAAGGCAGUCGCGCCGUAUGUCGGCGUCGGUGUACUUAACGAUGUGGGUUCAUUCUUCGACUCGCUCAGAGACAACCUGGAGACGCUGGCGUCACUGUCACCAGAACAAAGGUCUACGCUAUUCCAGGAGCCACCAACAGUAGUGCACGCGCCUUCAUCUGGAGGAGGCGGUGGUGGAACUGGCAUGCGGCGCCUCCACGCUCUGAGACCUUUGCGUCCAACCGGUAAUAUCAGGUGA